Sinocyclocheilus grahami is the source of this 3808-nucleotide messenger RNA. Its product is annotated as cilia- and flagella-associated protein 43-like. The transcript has 30 exons. The record is from RefSeq and is a predicted model, not a curated record. Bases 1 to 3798 code for a protein of 1265 amino acids. Lineage: Eukaryota; Metazoa; Chordata; Actinopteri; Cypriniformes; Cyprinidae. Gene Ontology annotation, biological process: sperm axoneme assembly; cilium assembly. Gene Ontology annotation, cellular component: axoneme. Gene Ontology annotation, molecular function: protein binding.
AUGGAAACAGACGCACGCUCAGAGGGUGGGGCUUUGGAGGAGGCAGCCUCGUCUAUAUGCUUUCCCCCCGAUGGUGAGACACUGCUGAUAGUUUCUAAUACAGGCUGUGUUUACAGAUUGAAACCACUACUGAAUGAUAACAUUGUCAAAGUUCUGGAUGUACUCUGUGGAGAUUUUGUGGCUGUUGCUCCAUUAUACACUGACAGAAGCAUUUGUUUGUCAGUCAGAGAAGCAGGAGACGUACAGCUGUGGGCCCUGGAUGAUGGACUUUGCAUGGGCUCCAUCUCUCUGCAAAUACAUGUAACCAGUGUGGCAUGCUGCCCCAUAGCACAGUAUGUUGUUGUAGGAACAGCCACUGGAGACGUUCUGUUUGUGGAAAUGACCACAAAACAAAAACCCAGACUAGUUCACAGAGUUCAUCUCUGCCAUGUUCCUGUAGACCAUUUGGUGUUUGAUCAAGGUGGCAACUUCUUAAUCACAGGAGCAUCAGACUCACGCAUGUUUGUGCUGGACGCAAGGCCAUCAAAAGGAUUUGAAAUUAUUGGAUGGAUUGAGGCUCCAGGUGCCAUUGUAAACCUAUCCACUCAGUACCACACGGAAAGUAAACAGGUUAAAGUGCUGGUGUUAUGCAGCAAGACCGAGAGAGAAAUCAAUGAGGGAAAUGUGCUUCUGCUACUGACUUUGUUUGUGCAACAGCUUACAGACUCGUCAGGUUGUGUGGAUGUCUAUGGCUGUCUGUGUAAAGAUGCCCUGCACAGCUGCCUAUAUGAGAUCCCUCACGCUCUCUGCUCUUGUGUCCUGGCCAUAAACAAGAUAUUUGGUUACUGCCAACAGAGAAAAGUCUUGCAAAGUUUCAGUAUCCCUGAGAGUGGAGUAAAGCCAUCUAAUGCACAGGAAGCAGUUCACCUGAUCCUAGAGAAGGAGGCAGGGGGCCAUUUACAGAGUCCUGCUUUUCUACAGCUCUCUCCACAUCAAAGCUGGCUAGCAACAGUUGGCAGGGACGGACUGCUGCGCAUUUGUGAGAUCUCAACAAUGGACAGGUAUGUGCAGCUGCAGUGCCACUCAUGUUGGCAGGGUGGAGUCGGAUCUGUUUGUUUCACCCCAGACAGUCAGACCCUCAUCACCUCGGGCCUGAGGGAUGGCUCACUUGUCUGCAGCAGGCUCAGGUUAAAGCUUUCUGGGGCCGGCAAAACAAAUGCAGCUAACCAGUAUGCUCAGUCAGUUCUUCAAGAAGAGACCCAGCAGUAUGCAGAGACCAAAAAGAACCUAAGAAAAAACAUCAAAGUUCUUCGUGACACAAUCAAAGCAAUGAUGCAAGAGAAUGAGAGCCUGCCAGACAUGGAGAAACUUGGGCACCAGGAAUUUAACCUAGAUGUGGAAGAGCAACAGAGGAUGCAGCUCGAGGGAAAACAGGAAGUUACCAGGGUGAAGAAAGAGAUCGAGAUGGAGAAUCUGGCUAAGUGCUAUCAGAGGGAGAUCCUGAAGAAAGAAUGCUGGGAUUCCAUGCAAGUCAAAGGCAAAGCCAUUAAGGCCUUUCAUUCAGAAAAUGAGGUGAAGAACUACCCCAUGAAGGAACGCACUGAAAAAGAACUCGAAGAGCUUCAAAGGAUUGAGACCAUGAGGCAGAUUGAACAGGAAAAUUCACAACUUCAAGAGAUGAUUUUAAACACAAUCUCUGGAGACAAAGAGCAAGAAGAGGCAGAGGACAGUAAGACCGAGAGUCCUGCUCUAACUGGCAGUCUGAGUGCUCUGUAUGGAGGUGUCAAUCCUCAUCUCUACAGCCAGUUUAACUUACACAUCAGAGAGCAGAAAAUCAACCAAAUCACCUUGCUAAAGGAUGUUAUCUACAAAGUGAAGAGCACAUUCAACAAAAAAUUUGAGGCAGUUUACAAGCAGAAGGAACAGGAAAUCUACCGUCUUAGAGAGAAGAACAAGCGUAUUUCUGAGAUUAUGAGCGAGCUGGACCUCAGUGAGACCCUGUGGGAGCCUAGUCUCACGGAUAAUGAGUGUCCUGAGAGAGCUCUUACUGUGACUGACUCCGAGAUCAAGGUUGAGAAAUACCUCACCCCUGAGCAAAAAGAAAAAGAAGAACAGCUAAGAGAGGAAGAUAAACAGCAAAGACUUGCAGCCAAGUCUGACAACAUGAGAGAUCAAGCGCUCAGUGUCAUGAUGGGUGGAGUUCUGGAGCUUAAAAAAGAGGAUGUGCUGAGGAUGGAAGUACCUCAGCCUGAGUUCAUGUCUAGACCUGAGGUACAGUGGACAGAAGAAGAGAGAAAGAGCUUCAAAGAGUUUGAGAAAAAAGCAAAGGAGCUCAGUGAGGAGAAAGAGAAAUACAGAAAAACGUUAGAGACAGAAAUGAAGAAACUGCUGACUUCUAUUAAAGAGGCUACUCAGAUGUUUGAUGAAAAACUCACAAAGCUGUUUGAGAGGAAAGUGAAAUCAGAGAUGGUCAUAUACCAAGAGGAGCUCAAGAUUACAAAUCUGGUUCACUCCAUUCAAACCGAAGAAGAGAUCCUAAGCAGAGAGAAACAGAUGAGUCUUAAACUUGAAAAGGCACGAAUUGUAAAGAAUGAAAUUGGGGAGGAAUUGAAAAAACACAAGGAGACUGUUGAUGAGUUUAGAGAGGAGUAUGAUAUCACAGGGACUGAGGACAAACUUCUUGACAAAGGAUUUCGCAAAGAGUUUUUUGACGUUCCAGGACAAAUAAUUGACCAGCUCUAUAAGCUUUACAAACGCAGACCAAGGGUCCAGAGGAUAAAAACACAGACUGAAAAUAACCAGUUUAAAGAGGGAGCACUAUUGGGAACUGCACCAUCUGAUGGACUGUCUCUGAUGAUGAAGGCCAUGGAAGAAUUGGACGCACCAGAGAACAUGCCGGAAGGAUUAGAUCCGUUUGUGUGGGAGAGGUUUUGCCUGGCCAGACGGGCCAAAGUGGAAAGUGAACAAAAGGUCAAACUAAAAGCAUUGACCCUGGCGGAGAUGCAGGCUUUUCUUCAGAGGAGAACAGAUGAGGACGAGAAAGCUCAGCUUGAAAUAAAAAAUCUGAUUGAUGAACUCAAUAGCAUCUGUGAAGAAAAGAUGAGGUUUCGACUAGACAGUAUGGUGCAGAUCGUUCUACAGCAAGGUCAGGUGGAGGUGGAGGCUGGAGACUUCAUUGCUGAUUUUACUAAUGCUUUGCUAAUACAUCGCAAAGUAACUGAGGACCUCAACAGCGCCAUCAGGGCUUUAGGAGAUCAGAAGAUCGCCAGCAUGGUGGAGUGUAAAGACUUCCGCAAAGGAAUCAUACAGCAGGAGUGGGAUCACAGGAGAAUGAGAAUGCAGCUGGAGGAUCUCAGCAAUAAAGCAAGAGACAUACAGACCCUGCGCAUCACUCAGGAGAUUCAAGAUUACCUAAACGAAACCAGUAAUGACAACAGGGUGUCAAAGCAGCUCACAACUCUGGAGACGACCCUUGAUUUACAGAAAACGACUCAUCAAAAGAAAGUUGAGGCUUGCAAGAAACAGAUAAAGCACCUGGACAGACAAGGUGUGCAAAUGCAAGAGAAGAGCACAGCCCUCGACUUGAAAGUGGCUGACAUGGAGAUAACUGUUGCAGAGAGAAGAAAUAUUUACGAGGCUGUUGCAAUGGGAGAUAACCAGGAGACAGAGGCAGAGAAGAACUACCAAGACAUCAUCUUGAGAAAGAAGCUGUUGAACAUAGCUGGAGCACAAUCUGAAGAGAUACUCACACUGCAAACGGAGGUUGAGAAGCUGCGUAUGAAGAACUUCCCAUCUCUUUCUCAACUAAACUACAACUGAUUCCGGAUAC